Messenger RNA from Glarea lozoyensis ATCC 20868, 1194 nucleotides. RefSeq names its product FMN-linked oxidoreductase. Gene Ontology annotation, biological process: 'de novo' pyrimidine nucleobase biosynthetic process. The transcript has a single exon. The record is from RefSeq and is a predicted model, not a curated record. NCBI's taxonomy places the organism in Eukaryota, Fungi, Ascomycota, Leotiomycetes, Helotiales, Helotiaceae. The coding region runs from base 1 to 1194 and encodes 397 amino acids. Gene Ontology annotation, molecular function: dihydroorotate dehydrogenase activity. Gene Ontology annotation, cellular component: cytoplasm.
AUGUCGAAAAAUGAUAGUACGCCUACGACCUCUCCAUACCCAUCAAGAGGUCCACUACAGUACAUACCCUUCAAGAUCUCACCUCCCCUGCUCAAUUCUGCAACCCCAUGGGCAACCGACACCGCGGAUCUCUCCACACUUUACGGGUCACCGCAUACAGGAGCAGUAACGAUCAGAACGUCUCUGCUAUCCGGAUUCAAGCAGAAUCGUGAUCAUCACCAAUACACAUUUUUCUCCACCGUUACUGGCCACUCGACUGCACAGAUCAAGCUUUCGGAGCAAGAAGGUCGAGGAGAGGUCAAAGAUGGGGAAACAAGCUCCUUGAAUACUUUCGGCUAUUCCCCCAUAACAUUCGAGGAAUACACGAAUAUACUUCGAACGUUUCGUGAUUCCGGAUUUCUGACUUCCGAUAACCCAUUUCCUGAUAAGAAAUCUAGGCUGAAGCCAUUCGUCGUCUCCGUGACUGGAAGCCCUGAAGAUAUCGGAAAAUGCUGUUACGAUCUUUUGUGUCUGCAAAAUGAGGAAGAGAGCGUGAAGUCUCGUGAGGGUAGUGGAGGAUUAAUGGUCAUGAUGGAAAUUAACCUGUCAUGUCCUAAUAUACCUGAAAAGCCGCCACCAGCAUAUGAUGCGGCUUCACUAUACACAUAUCUAUCCGCAGUCGCUGAGGCGAAAGCACUAUUUGCCUCAUCUCAUUCGAGUGCAGGUGGGAUCGGCCUCCACGUUGGAAUCAAGACACCACCAUACACUUACUCAGCUCAAUUCGAAGGAUUGAUCCAGGCUUUGGAAAAGGUUGCAAAUGACGGUGGACGAUAUCCAUUAUCUUUCAUCACUGCAACAAACACAUUAGGAUCCUGUCUUGUUCUCGGCGAACACAAUAUUUCGAGCCUUGGAAGUGCAAAUGGAAUGGGGAUUGGAGGGAUGGCAGGAGACGCGCUGCAUCCGAUAGCGUUAGGAAAUGUCAAAACUAUACGGUCGAUGCUUGAUGCUUCGGGCUAUCAGGCUUUGAAGGCGAUACAGCUCAUUGGAGUGGGUGGUGUAAAAGAUAAGGCUGGGUUUGAGAGGAUGAAGAGUGUUGGUGCAGCUGCUGUGGGUGUAGGGACCGCUUUUGGGAGAGAAGGGGUGACUUCAUUUUGCAAUAUAGCGAAAGUGCAGUGCAACAUAUGUAGCACGAAGGUUUCAAUAAAUGUUGAAUGA